AGAUGUUAUCAGUAUAAUCCACUUAAGAUAGCGGAUAUCAGAAAUUUUAAGUCGACCAAAUUAAUAAGACAAGACAAUUUUUGCACAAUCAAAUAAGAUAUGUUUCUUGUGAUAAUCCUACUUACCUGUUCAUCGGUUGUGCAAGGUGAGGAUGCCUGUUCAACCAAAUUAUGUCUCUGUGGAUACAACACGGCAUAUUGUUCACAUCGGAAUCUUACCUACAUUCCUAUAUUUCCAAAACGGAUAACAAGACUGGUUUAUAAAUAUAAUAAGUUGCAUUCUCUAAAUGCAACCACAUUUUUAAAUAUCAGUAAAAUAGGAUAUUUGUCAUUGAGACGUAACCAUAUUCGUCAUAUUGAUCAAAAUGUAUGGCAAAAUCUUUCACAGGUCUAUGUACUGGAUUUAUCCUAUAAUAAACUGACUACAAGUUCAUUGCGUAACUUAUUCAAGGGUGUGCCGAGAAAUAGCAACCUGUCUCGUGUAUUUUUGAAGGGUAAUCAAUUAGAAACCAUUCCGUAUGAUCUUUUAAAGGAUUUUAAAUUGGCGAGGUUAGCCGAACUCGAUAUUUCACAUAAUAAUAUUCGCCAUGUUAAUCUAUCAACGGUUCAACCGGUGCAAGAAUUAAGUCUCACGUACAAUAGAAUCUCAACUAUUAUGAUUGGUAUUAGCCCGAACCUCAGAGUUCUUUUACUAAGUAAAAACAACUUUCGAGAUUUACCCAAUUUUUGUGAAAAUAAAACGUUUUUGUCCAAUUUGAAUACUUUGAUAAUACAUAACAAUGAAAUCAGUUCGUUUUUUCCCGAUUAUUUGAACUGUAUAAAGAAUCUGCUAUAUUUAGAUCUGACGCUUAACUCUAUAGAAAUUCUUGAAACGGACAGCUUCCACUCAUUCAAGUCUCUACACUGGCUGUCUGUGGAACAACAGAGGAGUCCAAGCCCAUUAAGUAUACAAAGGCGAGCCUUCAACAAUACAAACCUGCGUGUACUUUACCUGGCUAAGAAUUUGUUAACUGAUAGUCGAUUGGAUAAAGAUGCAUUUGCUGGAUGUAGUCAGCUAAAAAAGGUGGAACUAUCCGCCAAUCCUUUCAACUUAUAUAACAUGGAAAAGUUAAAUGACGCACUCGCCCCUUUAACGUCCCUUCAAGAAUUAAUGCUACACCAAUGUCGCUUGUCGACAAUUCCUAAUGUUAUAGGACAAAAGCUUCACAAAUUAAGACUUUUAGAUAUCGGCUUCAAUGCAAUCACGUCCUGGCCUGAUAAUUUCUUUGAACAAAAUUACGAUUUGCGAGAAAUAGAUUUGAAGAAAAACUCACUUCAAAAGAUUACACCGAAAAUGUUUCCCAAACCAUUUAGAGAAAGGCUGAAAAACAUAACAUUAAACGACAACCCGUUCGCAUGUAAUUGUGAAUUAGUUUGGUUUAUCGAAUGGAUUCAUCGAGAGACACACAUAUUCAAUGAAUACCCGUACGGUUACAAGUGUCUUAAUAUCACAGAAAGAAUAUGUUUGAACAAUACAGGAGUGUUUAUCUCUGUGACAACAGUAACGUGUUUCUUUAUCUUUGUUAUUUUCAUCAUGUCCGUUAUCUACAAAUAUAUCUGGCAUAUUAAAUAUCAUAUUUAUAUGUGGAGAUACAGACCCAGAGAGUUAUUGGAUAUUGCAGAGAAACAUUUUGUUUAUGACGUGUUUGUUGCGUACUGUGUAGAAGAUAGUGUCUGGGUUAGAGAUAAUCUUGUACCUAUCUUGGAAGAGGGUGAAAAUAUUAAACUGUGUAUCCACCAAAGAGAUUUUCAAGGUGGGAGACUUAUCAUGGAUAAUAUUGUACAGCAUAUGGAGAACAGUCGUAAAAUUCUUGUUGUUUUGUCCAAUGAUUUUGCUAGAAGUAAAUGGUGUCAGUUUGAAAUGAGUUUAGCCCAGAAAUUAGUUAUAGAUAUGAGUAUAGAGUCAAUAGUAGUCGUAUUACUAGAGAAUAUAGCAACAGUUAAUAUGAGCGAAUCCUUGAACGCUUUAUUGAAAUCCACUACUUACAUCGCAUGGGAUGACGAUGAAGGUUUAUUUUGGGAACAAAUUAAACGAACACUUAAAAAUUCAGACUGAGCUUAUCGUCAUUAACAGCUCUUGUGCCUACUUUUUCUUGAGUAGCUUAUUAUUGCAUGAGUUUACAAUACUAACUCAUAUUUGUUAAAAGUUAACCAUUCAAACGUUUGGUUUGAUUAAACUAAACGGCUUAUUAUAGUAAUGCAUAUUUUAUGUGGGUCAACGUAAAAACUAAAGGUCAACUUUAGUUUGUUCUUUUGC
Messenger RNA from Patella vulgata (common limpet), 2295 nucleotides. RefSeq names its product toll-like receptor 13. Lineage: Eukaryota; Metazoa; Mollusca; Gastropoda; Patellidae. The record is from RefSeq and is a predicted model, not a curated record. The transcript has 2 exons. Gene Ontology annotation, cellular component: membrane. Gene Ontology annotation, molecular function: transmembrane signaling receptor activity; protein binding. Gene Ontology annotation, biological process: immune response; inflammatory response; toll-like receptor signaling pathway. Bases 100 to 2094 code for a protein of 664 amino acids.